Molecule: messenger RNA, 2930 nt
Organism: Myzus persicae (green peach aphid)
Lineage: Eukaryota; Metazoa; Arthropoda; Insecta; Hemiptera; Aphididae
Gene: BBS9
Product: protein PTHB1
Exons: 15
Coding region: 345-2753 (802 amino acids)
Biological process (GO): cilium assembly
Cellular component (GO): BBSome; membrane
Molecular function (GO): protein binding
Source: RefSeq, a predicted model, not a curated record
UUAAUAUGCACUAUGUCUGUUAUUCAGUGUGUGCUACUGUGCAAGUGUAAGCAGUCAAAUCAUUUUAUCUCUCAAUUUGGCGAUAAUGAGUUGAGUAUGACCGGCUUCGGAAGUUGCAGUAGUAGAUCAUAUUCUGAGAGAGUAAACAAACUUACAAAUACGGGUAGCUACUAUCAUACGACACUAUUAUAGCUGCAGGGAUCGUAUUGAAACAACGUUUGAGCGUCAAGACGAAGAAGAGGAAACAAUAGGUCGACUACAAAAAAAAAAAAACACGCACGAGUUAUGACUUGUGAAUACAAUCAUACCAUUAUAUUGUCAUUAUUGUAAUCGUCGUCGGACGGAUGUCGUUGUUCAAAGUCCGAGACUGCUGGUCGACCGUAUGCGGCCGGGGAGAGACUUUCGGGUGCGACGCUCUGGCGGUGGACGACCUGUUCGGCGCCGGCGAGGACAACGUUAUCCUGGGGAGCUUGGACGGCGUCCUCAGAGUGUAUGGUGUGCACGCCGCCCCGCCGCCCGAUUUGCGGUACUCGCCGUCCGACCUGUUGAUCGAAGCGCAGACUGACAGUCCAGUGUUGCAGGUGUGCACCGGUAAAUUAAUCAGCUGUUCGCCCAACAAGAACAUUGCAGUUCUUCAUCCGUUUUCAUUAGUCGUACAUGGAGUGAAUUGCAUAGCUGGUUCUACAGAUCAUGGCGAUCAGUACGUACUGGAAACUAUGUACGAACACAAAUUCGACCGGAGUGCAUACCAAAUGGUCGUGGGCCCUUUCGGCGGUGGAUCGGGCAGCAGGGAUUUUGCGUGCGUCAUGUCACUGGACGGCGCCGUCACGGUGUACGAGCAACAGGCGUUCGGUUUUCGCACGGCUUUGCCCAAUUACCUGCACCCGUUUCCCAUCAAGUACGUCCGAUCCGUGGACGCGUUUAUCACGCUCAACGCCGACCUGUGUUUGGUCUGUUACAAGUACCAAGAGCUGGCGGACCCGAGUCUAAAACAAAAGUGGCCUAUUUGGUCGUGCACCUUGGGCGAAACCUUAUACGACAUUCAGACUGUAGAAAUAACACCAUCUGUGACUACAAUACACGUACUGGGCGAACGAAACUACUAUUGUUUUCAAGGCAACGGCGUGCUGUGGUUUAUGAAACGGCUUCAGUAUACUCCUUGCUGUUUUCACCCUUAUAUUCUAGGCGAACACCCUGAAAAUAAGACUAUGUGCAUGAUCGUAUCCGAUACCGACAGUGUCUUGGUGUAUGAUCAGACAAAACUUCGAUGGUCGGCCAAGUUGUCCUUUCAUCCGUGUAUUAUUGCGAGAGCUUCUUUUAAAGCGUUACAAGGAUGUUUGGUUAUGUUGUCGGAAACCGGCGAUUUGAGGUUUUGUUACCUGGGAACCGAACCCAUGAUAUUUAUGACUCCCGAAAGACCGAUCAAAGAUCAUAAAGACACCAAGAACCAACUAGCUCAGUUGAAAAAGGACCUUCAAAAUAUGUCCUUGCAAGCUGAGACUGACACUUUACCACUACUGAAAUUAAAUACUCGUAUUUUAAACUUACGUUCAGAGGGUUUGGGGAAACAGUGUGACAUUGAAAUAGAAGUGUCACCAUCUCUAGCCACAGCAUCAGUGCAAAUUACUUUCCAGAUGGUCGCUCCACUUGUCGUUUCACCUGCAGUUAUACAUUUAAAAGAUUUGACCGAAAGUAUAACGGUCCGAGUGAUGGCGCACAGACAAAACGAUGACACAGAGUCUGCAGUGUCGUCGACGGAAUGCACUAUUUGCGCAUACUAUUCUGGGACAUCAGACGUACCGGGCUCAGUGCAGCAGACUGUCCGUUUACCGUUGACGUUGGCUUACGAAGUCCAUUCGACGCCGUACUUAGAUUUUAGUUGGUCGGCAAAAAUAUCCGUCGACGAGAGUCCGGUAGCACUGAAAACACUGUUCAAAGAGUUUGCCGAUUCAUCGUUAGCGGAAUUGUGUUUUCGAACAAUCACUGGUAACUCAAAGUAUGUCGGUGUUACUUCAUUACCCGCCAAUCGUUCUUACGAAAUACGAUCAUCUGGCCCCGAAUACACUAAUGUAAUUCUCGAAGAGAUUUUGUUCAGGCAUAGAGAGUAUUACAAAACUAAAAAAUGCGUCAUGCGCUGUGAUAAAAAUGAAAUCCCAGUUGCGGAUUUAUAUCGGACGAUUGAGGAGUAUGUAGCGCUCAAAAGAAGACUCAAUAUUAUACAGGAAGAAAUCGCUUCAUUAUGUUCGCAGUAUCGAAUCAUACAAAAGUGUUUGUUCAAUAAACUCAAAGAAAAUACUGUGCUUUCUGUGUCCAGUUUGAACGUAUUGAUAGACGACACACACGAAACAUUAACAGAGAAAAUGUUAGAAAUUGCACUUGUCAAACAGGGGUUAAAAGUGAAAUUUUGUCAGCUGAUGUCUUUAUCGAGGCUUUUGGUCACGAUGUUGGGUCUGUGUUCUAAAAACGAUAAAAUUCUCCUAGAGCUCAAAGAAACUGUCGUCCAUUUUACCGAUAACCAGAACUGGGAAGACAUUGUCUUUCACUCGCUGACCUAUUUGGUCGGUAACAAAAUCACGUUAAAUGUUCAAAGCGAUGAUCCAGCCCACGUGGUAAUGAGCCUAAGGACUCUAAUCGACUAUGUCAUACAACAUAUAACAUCUGUCAAGGAUGAAUUGCAGGCCAAAUCGAAGAAAGACAACACGAGAGGUGUUUCACCUAUUCUAGAAUCCGAAGAAGAUUUUUACACCAGCUAGUUGGUUGAAAAUUUAAAAAUAAAACUGAUAAACAAAUCAUACAUUGAAGAUAUAAUUUUGUAUUUCGAUGUGUUUACAUUCAUAAUUUAAUAUAAUAAUAUGUACACGUUUUUAUUGUACAUAAUUUGCUUUUCAUUUAUAAAAAAUGUGUGCGAAAUAUAUAGUUUACAAUGUCAA